UCCAAGCACAUAUGUGCGAGUAACUAUGGGAACGGCAGCAGGAAUGCAGUACAGUGCGAUGACAGGAUACCGAACAGAUAUCGCAGCGUUAUGGAAUUGAUAGUUAUUUAAACAGAUUUUAAAUAUAUCCCGGUAGGGAUAUUAUGCCGAUAACACGGCGUAAUCAUAGUUAUAAAUGUUUGCCAAGAGUUCGAAUAAGAUUGCAAGUGCUGGGGUGCAAGAAGAUUGCAAGUGCUGGGGUACUGUCGACUCUGGGAGGUUGUGGACCUAGUCAAGUAUUCUGCUGGCAGUGCCGAGGGAAAGUCAGUAAGCACAUCAAACAGAUGUGCUGGAGAAAGACAGGGAAUUUUGAGAUUUGCUCAGCGAAAAGCGAGGUACAAAAAGAUUGGAUUUGGUCGAAGAGCGUGUGUUGUGUUCAUGCACAGAGUGUUCAUAGUAUUUUGGAGCGUGGUUGAAUCUUUGGCACUGGCAAGCAAGCAAGCGUCAUCGGCGAAGAGUUUUGUUAAAAGAUUCGAACAGUUCGACAAAUCAUUCAUGAAAAGUAAGAAAGCCAAUGGUCCAAUGACCGAACCUUGGACAAUUCCACAGUGGAUGGGCAACAUCGGAGACCUAUGACAUCCUACUUCAACAAACUGUGAUCGACCACUCAGGUAAUUACAUAAUAGUUUGCAUGCGUUACCUCUAAAACCACAGUGUAUCAACUUUUGGACAAGAAUUUGAUGAUCAACUGUGUCAAAGGCCUUCUUUAAAUCCAGGAAUGCACAACAGACAGACUCCCCUUUAUCAAUUUUUUCAUAGAUAAAUGAAAUAAGAUCUAGGAUGGCAUGGGAAGUCGAGUGAUUGGAUUGAAAUCCGAAUUGG
Messenger RNA from Styela clava, 861 nucleotides. The record is from RefSeq and is a predicted model, not a curated record. NCBI's taxonomy places the organism in Eukaryota, Metazoa, Chordata, Ascidiacea, Stolidobranchia, Styelidae.